This is a messenger RNA of Haliotis rufescens (red abalone), 4896 nucleotides long. Its product is annotated as ABC-type oligopeptide transporter ABCB9-like. Bases 73 to 2502 code for a protein of 809 amino acids. Gene Ontology annotation, biological process: peptide transport; transmembrane transport. Gene Ontology annotation, cellular component: lysosomal membrane. Gene Ontology annotation, molecular function: ABC-type oligopeptide transporter activity; ATP hydrolysis activity; ATP binding. The transcript has 13 exons. The record is from RefSeq and is a predicted model, not a curated record. Lineage: Eukaryota; Metazoa; Mollusca; Gastropoda; Lepetellida; Haliotidae.
CCUGGACAUGCUGUUAAUAUCACUGAUUCUUACAAAGUGGGCCUGCUACCACCUUCAUUUCCAACGCCAGCCAUGAGGAGACGUAUAUCUGUUCCAAUCUGUGCAUUCCUGUCUCUGUCCGACCUUGCCAUCACAACCGUCAUCUUUUCCCACGGAACAGACUUUCGCUAUCACUUCCUAGUUGAGACUUAUGAGUACAACAUCAGCCGUUCCCUGUUCGAUCUCUGGGCACUGACCCUAAUCCGUGUUUCGUUCAUUCUGGGACUGGUCACCGCAAUAAUACGAAAUCCGUCCCCUUCAGUGUCCCGCAGUAAAUAUGUCAGUAAAUACAUCGCAGGGCUGUGUAUAGCGAUGUGUAUGUGGACUGUCAUCCGACUCCUCACCCUCGCGGACAGCAGCAGCAACCUGCACAACCCCUGGAUGUGGGGCAUGCUGGCCUGGGCCUUUGUGGCGGCCAUCUUGUUUUAUAUACAAUGGCGUAUUCUGUGUCAAACAAAAGUCUGUGAUAAACCAAACUUGCUUGGGGACGAUGAAGAGAGAGAGCCAUUGAUUAAUGACUCAAAGACUAAAGAUAAGGAUGAUUCAAAGGAAGAGGACAAAGAGAAAAAUGUUAAAUUAACCAGAAAAAAAGUAUUUCGGUUGUUUUCCUACAUGCGACCUGAUUGGCUCCUGUUAUGCACAGGGUUCACAUUUCUCAUCUUAGCUGCCGUAGCGAAUGUCUUCAUUCCAUACUACACGGGUCUUGUGAUUGAUGGAAUCGCCAUCGAGAAGUCUCGGGAAAAGUUCACCCAUGCCAUCAUCAUCAUGGCCUUAAUUUCAGUCGGCAGUGCCAUAGCAACGGGUGUGAGGGGAGGCUGUCUGUUCCUGGCGCUGCAGAGACUCAACAUCCGCAUCAGGAACAUUCUGUUCUCCUCCAUCAUGACGCAGGAGGUCGGUUUCUUCGACACUGUCAGGACAGGUGACAUCACAUCAAGGCUGACAUCGGACACGACGACCACAAGUGAUGCCAUCACACUCAACGUUAACAUCUUUCUCAGGAGCCUCAUCACAGCAUGUGGGACAGUGUUCUUCAUGAUCAAGCUGUCCUGGAGGAUGAGCCUUGUCACCUUUAUUGGUCUCCCCAUCGUCAUCGGCGUUGCUCAAGUCUACGGUGACUACUAUGAGGUGCUGGCGAAGCAGGUCCAAGACAGCCUGGCUAAGGCCAACGAGAUAGCAGAGGAGGCCUGUUCGUCACUGAGGACGGUCCGCAGUUUCGCCAACGAACGGAGCGAGGUGUCAAGAUAUAAGGUGUCACUGGGGGACACCUACAAGCUGUACAAGAAGGAGGCUAUAGUGUAUGCGGGCUACCUGUGGUCCAACCAGUUGUUUGAGCUGGCUCUCACUGUCGGGGUGCUGUACUAUGGCGGCCAUCUUGUGAUAGCCAACUUGAUCAGUGGUGGCAACCUUGUGUCUUUCAUCCUGUACCAGAUAGAGCUGGGCCAGUGUCUGGAGAGUAUUGGUUCCGUGUAUACUGGCCUGAUGCAGGCUAUCGGGGCCUCUGAGAAAGUGUUCGAGUACAUGGACAGGAAACCAGUGAUCACAAACACAGGAAGCUACGCGCCAGACAAGAUGGAAGGUCAUCUAGAGUUCCGGAAUGUCAGCUUCUCCUACCCAUCCCGCCCUGACUCUCUGGUGUUGAAGAAUGUGUCGUUCAGUGUGCGUCCAGGGGAGGUGGUGGCACUGGUUGGUCCAAGUGGAGGCGGCAAGAGCUCCUGUGUCAACCUACUGGAACACUUCUACGAGACAGUUACUGGGGACGUCCUGCUGGACGACGUGCCGAUACACCAGUAUGACCACAAGUACCUGCACAGAAAGGUAUCCCUGGUGGGCCAGGAACCGGUGCUGUAUGCUCGGAGUAUCCGGGAGAACAUCGGGUAUGGUUUGGACGAUUGCACGAAUCAGGAGGUCGAGCAGGCCGCCAUCAUGGCCAAUGCUCACCAGUUCAUUAUUGAAAUGUCGGACAAAUAUGAUACACAGACUGGAGAGAAGGGGACACAACUCUCAGGGGGACAGAAGCAGAGGAUUGCUAUUGCGCGGGCGCUGAUCCGGAACCCGGUGGUCCUACUGUUGGACGAGGCGACGAGUGCUCUGGACUCGGAGUCAGAACAUGUGGUCCAGCAAGCCCUGUACAGUAACGUGAAAGGCCGGACUGUGUUGAUCAUAGCUCACCGGCUCAGCACAGUUGAGCGAGCUCACCGUAUCGUCGUCAUCAACAAGGGUGCCAUCGUGGAACAAGGAACUCACAUGGAGCUACUCGCCAAUAGAGGCAUGUACGCCAACCUCGUCAAGAGACAGAUGCUUGGUUUUGAUGAGAUGUCUUCUAAAAAUGAUACUCAUUAUCAUUCCCCUCCACGAACUAUGACGUCGCACGUGUCUGUCCAUGCAGGGUCAGUGUCCCCGGACUUCCGAUCGUGUAGCAGCACCCCUCCCCGAGCCUCCUUCCAUGUUGGCUCAACUCUCUGACCCUUGACCUGUGUAGCAGACGCCAGUUUUACUAGUUGAGUUCGGAUCUCAAAGGACCUGUGAAGAGCUUCAGGAAUCAGUGAAGAGGAUGCAGAUGAGCUCAAGGUCGUUUUGGAUACAGAAGGUUCAAGUUAACCUUGUGGAAUUAUAGCCAGGUUUAAGAAAUAUGGGAUCACAGGACCUACUCAGGACCACACGACCCAUUCAGAAGUGGAGAGUUAUUUGUUUUAUUCAAACCUCCUUGCAAUCAGAGUGAGUGAGAGAUUAUGAACUUUUUGUGGCAACAACUUGAAAUCCAGAUGCCAUCUGCCCAUGUAUCCAUCCAUGAAACCAUUUCUGGUGUCCCCUGCCGUGAUAUUGCUGGAAUAUUGCUAAAAGCAGCGCAAAACCAUACUCACUCACUCACUCUAUCCAUGAAGUGUCCCGGUAUUGACUCUCACUGUGGAUUCUGUGGAGGUUCCAAAUGAUUUUAAACUCCUGGUUCUCAGAAUUGCCAUUGUCUUUCAGUUUACCUACAUAUGCAUCAUGAGUACAUGAUAGUUAUAAGCUACUGUUCAGGGAAUGUUACAGCUUCAGGGUUUUACCUUGACCUUCACAGGUAGGGGCCCAGGGGAUCCCAGUAAUAAAUUGUAACGGUUCUGUAAAGUCGUGGCAACUUCCAAACUUUUGGGAAGUUGUAAUCAAUCGGACCGUCAUUCAGGCGAUGUUUCUGACAGAUCACAAUCUGAAAAAUAGUAUCAUGAAAGUGUAUCCCGUGGAUAAGCCGACCCCUUUAUACAGAAUUGUUUUUCUGAUACUCAAAAUUCGGCUUAUACGUGGUCAUAUACGGUAAUAAAAUGGUGUAGUGUACUGUACUGUAAGAUUUGAUAAUUAUUUGAUUACAGGACCUUUAUAUUCCUUGUCAAAAAAUGGGUACAAUUAAUAUUACUUCCUCGGGAUAUUUUUUGUUGAUGCAUCCAUUAUAUACAUUUGUGUGUUCUGGAUGCACAGUUCUGUGCCGUGUAAGACCCUGAAGUUAUAAUUUUCUGUAUUACAUAUUCAGCCCCAGAGUUGUAUGCUGCCUGGUGCCAGGUGUUGCUAUGGUGAUUGUAGAUAAAGACUUUUGUAGAUAUACAACUGAUGAUACACCCUUGUCGAUAUAGAGAUACACUAUAACUGUCGCUAUUGUGUUUGAUAUUUAACAGUGUUCUCAGGUAUAUUCCAUCUGUAUCAGUGCAGCUUGUAGAUAAUCAAUCUGGACCAGACAGUCCAGUGAUUGAUAUUAUGUGUAACAUCCUGCGAUGUGUUUGUGAGCCUUGUCUCACAUGAAGAAUAUGUGUGUCAUGAUAUUUGGAAAGUAACGUUAUGUUGUUAAGAUGUGUCACAAUAUUGCUGAGUGCGGUGUUAAACAACAUGAAACAUGUUGUCUCACAUGAAGAAUAUGUGUGUCAUGAUAUUUGGAAAGUAACGUUAUGUUGUUAGGGUGUGUUUGUGAACCUUGUCUCACAUGAAGAAUAUGUGUGUCAUGAUAUUUGGAAAGUAACGUUAUGUUGUUAAGAUGUGUCACAAUAUUGCUGAGUGCGGUGUUAAACAACAUGAAACAUGUUGUCUCACAUGAAGAAUAUGUGUGUCAUGAUAUUUGGAAAGUAACGUCGUGUUGUUAAGAUGUGUUUGUAAGCCUUGUCUCACAUAAAGAAUAUGUGUGUCAUGAUAUUUGGAAAGUAACGUCGUGUUGUUAAGAUGUGUUUGUAAGCCUUGUCUCACAUAAAGAAUAUGUGUGUCAUGAUAUUUGGAAAGUAACGUCGUGUUGUUAAGAUGUGUUUGUAAGCCUUGUCUCACAUGAAGAAUAUGUGUGUCAUGAUAUUUGGAAAGUAACGUUAUGUUGUUAAGGUGAGUUUGUGAACCUUGUCUCACAUGAAGAAUAUGUGUGUCAUGAUAUUUGGAAAGUAACGUUAUGUUGUUAAGAUGUUUCACAAUAUUGCUGAGUGCGGUGUUAAACAACAUGAAACAUGUUGUCUCACAUGAAGAAUAUGUGUGUCAUGAUAUUUGGGAAGUAACGCCAUGUUGUUAGGGUGUGUUUGUGAGCCUUGUCUCACAUGAAGAAUAUGUGUGUCAUGAUAUUUGGGAAGUAACGCCAUGUUGUUAGGGUGUGUUUGUGAGCCUUGUCUCACAUGAAGAAUAUGUGUGUCAUGAUAUUUGGAAAGUAACGUUAUGUUGUUAAGGUGUGUUUGUGAGCCUUGUCCCACAUGAAGAAUAUGUGUGUCAUGAUAUUUGGAAAGUAUGGCUAUAUUGUUAUUGGAUAUGAAAUAAAUAAAAUCAGAUCUUAGUUCUCACUACUGCUAAACAAAGAUCUGAGGACAUCCCAUUAGGGGUCACGUCAGAACGACCUUUCAUCCGGCCAAUCAGAGCGUCGCU